GAGAGGAGAGAGGCGGCGGAGGAAAGUGGACGAACCGGCUGGCUGCAGCUGUUGGAUAUUUUUCCCACCGUGUUUUUAGAGCGAAAAAAAGGACGGAGACAGCUUUAAAGCGUAUUCCUAGAUGGCUGCUGUCGACAAGUUAGCAGUCAGAAUUGGUCCAGGGUCGCUGCACGAGAGACCGUAGGGAUGCUUGCACCUCUGCAUGCGUAGUUUCCAGAUUCCUCUAUCGCUGUGGACUUGCCAGUUUGGUUGAGUUUUCCUGAGGAAGGAAGAUUUUUUUAAACAGAAAAUGACAGAAAUAAGCGAAAAGGAGAACGAACCUCAAAACCGGGACCUUCACCGACCACAGGCUACUGUGCCUAGUCAACAAGAAUCAAAGCUGCAGCGGCUGAAACGCUCCCUCUCCUUCAAAUCGGUCAUACGCAGCAAGAGUGUGGACAACUUUUUCCAGCGCAGCAACGGUGAAUCACAGCCACCUUUAUGCCUAACUGCCACAUCGGCACCACCGGCAUCUCCUCCCCCCAUGUCUGAGUCCCCCCUGGCCUAUGAACACUCUCCCUCUCUCUCUCCAUCUAUCAGUCCUAACCCUUCGUUGUCAUCACACUCUCCGUCUGUCAGUCCUUCAAUAUAUGGGACUUCCAACAUCCAGCCAAAGUGUCAGGCCCAGCCAGUGCAGCCAGUCAAGACCCACUGUUUCCAGGAGCAUGUCUUCCGUAGGCCUACCAGCUGCCAGCGAUGCAAACAUACAAUCCAAGGAAACUCCAAGCAGGGCCUACGUUGUAAAUCUUGCAAGAUGGCCACCCACCUCUGGUGCUCCUCCGAGCUCUCCCAGCAGCCCUGUAAUGGCAAGACAGGAGCUUUUAAAAGAAACUUCAGCUCUCCUCUUCUUACCACUGAUCCACUGGGUGUGGUUAGAGAGGCUCCUGCUGCGCAGGAAGCAGAUAAUAGCACUGUUGAUCCUGUGUAUGAGGCCUUGCGCUACGGCAUGACACUGGCUCAGUUGAGUCAAUCCAGCUUCAGCAGUAUCUCAGAAUCACCCUGUCAUGAGGAAGAAAAACUGCAAGACAAACUAGAAAACCAGCCUAUAGCUGAAGAGGAUCACAUCCCAGGAAUGCUCACCCCUCCUGAAAGCGAGAAGGCUGAUUCAGAAGAACGGGUCAGUCUAAAGACUCCAAAACGAAUGGAGGUUCGCUCUAUUCACACGUAUGUGGCGCUCUACAAGUUUCUGCCUCAGGAGAAGAACGAUUUGGAGCUGCAGCCUGGUGACAGAAUUCAAGUGACAGAUGAUUCCAAUGAAGACUGGUGGAAGGGGAAAAGCAGAAACAAGGUGGGAUUUUUUCCAGCCAACUUUGUGCAGCGUAUCCGCCCUGGUGAGAGGGUGUGGAAGGUCACUACUGGUUUCCACGGCAACCGAGACAAAGGCCAGAUGACUGUGAAAGAGUCCCAGAUCUGUAUCGGGAAGAACGAGGAGAUUGACGGCUUCCUCCGGCUGAGCAGCGGGAAGAAGAGGGGCCUGGUUCCUGUGAAGUGUCUGCUAGAAAUAUGACGGUGCUGCUUUCGCCUUGACCCUCAUUUUGUUACAGUGAUGGAGGAAUACUCAGGAGUGUUUAGCCAACACCUCACUGACCACCAACCACCCACCUCCAUCUCAAAAAUGUGGCAGUGAAAGCAGUGUGAGUGGAAGAUAACUCACAACUUUGCUUUUUACCGCAGUUUAAGACCUAAAGGAUGCAGGGGCUUCCUUGCAAUUAUUUAGAGCUACUUUUCUUGUAGCACAGCUUUCCUUUUUUAUACCCUCACAAAUGAAAUGUAGCAUUAUGUGGAAGAGGAUAAGUGUGCAGGAAGUCUGGCUACCUCAAUAGCCAUCUCCAUUGGCCAUCUGUUUGUGAGAAAGAAGAGAGGACUUUUUAAUUAUGAUGUCGAGGCUUGUCCAAGCCUAAAGAGACAUUGUAAGCAAACUGUCUUAAUGUCAUUGUUUUUGUAGAGGAAACGAGACAUUGUGAAAGUCUGUAGCUGUUUAUUGUGAUGCAUUGUGCAAACACACUGUCUGGCUGUUUGUUUGAAACCCUGUUAAACCGCCUGGAUUUGAUAGAUUUAGCUGAGAAUUUAAACCAUAUUUGGAUGUCCGCACUGCAGCUCUAUAUGAGCACAUUUUACAUCAUGAUAUGAAUUGAUGAUAUGGAUAUGUGUCACUCCUGCUCCGAGUAGAAAAAGAUUCAGGUAUUACAUAAUAUAUAAAAGUAAGUCUUCUCGGCCACAUCUUUUAUUAAUGACACACACAGAUGCUGAGGUUCUUACAUUUCAGACUGCUCUCCGGUGAUUGGAAUAUCGUAGAUUUGUGCUCUUCACAGCUCUGAUGUGACAAAUGCUUUGCGUGCACCUCGGGGAGUUUCUUUGUCAGUGUGCCCUUCAGUCGCACUUUCUUUACACACACAGAUUUCAUAAUUCACUCUGUUCAGUGUAGCGUUAAAAACCAUCCACUAGAAUCUGCUUUCUUCAUCAAAUAAACACCAAGACAUGUCUAUCUGUAUGUAAUGUCCUGUAAUAUUCGCGGUCAUAUCUAGUUGUGUACUUCAGCAUGAGGAUGGUGUCAAUGUUAGGACUUUUUGAUGUGCUUGCUUUUCCUCCUGGACAGAGCAGAGCAAAGAAAUAAUCCAGGAUGAUUUAUUAAACUCUUCCAACUUUUAGUCUCUCAGACACUCAAAAGUUUAUGUUAUUUUAAAUCAAUGGCAAGUUUCUCCCAGCACACAUAAGUGAUAAGUAUUAAAGAGAGACCAGGGUUAGGAAAAAGACUAAAUCACCUCACGACACUUGGUUUAUUGCUCUGUCAUUUGAAAACAAUAAGGCAGUCAUGGACUGCCUUUGUUGUGGCAAUAACUGUAAAUACAAUUAUGACAGUAUUUGUAAAUAGCCUUAAAAAUAUUGUAUAUAGCGGCUCUGAAUAGCACUCUGGUUAAGAGGUUUGCAGCUAUCCAGGACCCAACGAAGGGCAUUAAUUUCACAGUUACAACUUACAGGAAAUUACUAUUUAUUGUCUUACUUACCUAUGUAUGCAUCUCUUUGCUCAAUUAACAACUACCCCUGUCAGCACAAGUCUUUUCAGAUACUAUGCACAACAGUUCUAGUCACUCACCUUAUUUUAUACUCGGCUUAUUUCCAGUGUAUCCACACGUGUGUCGGUGUGCUUUUGCAAGGAUUUGAAUUUGGACUUGCUUUUACAUCUUGAAUUAGUCUGUACCAUGCUACUCUUAAACAUUAUCCUCACUGACUAGAACCAAAAUUGGCUCAGGAUCAGUAUUACCAGGUGAAUCUCAAAUCUAAAUGCGCACUACCAGGCUAGUUCUCUGCAUGGCUAGCUGCUCUGUGAUCUUCACAGCUCUCAAUAAAGUUAAAUGAACUCUAAAA
Molecule: messenger RNA, 3405 nt
Organism: Neolamprologus brichardi
Lineage: Eukaryota; Metazoa; Chordata; Actinopteri; Cichliformes; Cichlidae
Product: SH3 and cysteine-rich domain-containing protein 2-like
Biological process (GO): skeletal muscle contraction; positive regulation of voltage-gated calcium channel activity; positive regulation of protein localization to plasma membrane
Molecular function (GO): protein binding
Source: RefSeq, a predicted model, not a curated record